GGGAGCCUAUCGCGUGGGGCUUUGUUGGGACGCGCGGCGGACCCUCUUGGGCUGUCUGCUUCUCCUAGCAAAGGGGCGGUUGACCGUCCUCCAUUGUUCGUGGUUAAGGGCGCCAUGAGGGGUGACAGAGGCCGUGGUCGUGGUGGGCGCUUUGGCUCCAGAGGAGGCCCUGGAGGAGGGUUCAGGCCUUUUGUGCCCCACAUCCCAUUUGAUUUCUAUUUGUGUGAAAUGGCUUUUCCCCGGGUCAAGCCAGCACCUGAUGAGACAUCUUUCAGUGAAGCCUUACUGAAGAGAAAUCAGGACCUUGCUCCCAAUUCUGCUGAGCAGGCUUCUAUACUUUCUCUGGUGACAAAAAUAAACAAUGUGAUUGACAACUUGAUUGUGGCUCCAGGAACAUUUGAAGUGCAAAUUGAAGAAGUCCGACAGGUAGGAUCAUACAAAAAGGGGACAAUGACUACAGGACACAAUGUGGCUGACUUGGUGGUAAUAUUAAAGAUUCUGCCAACAUUGGAAGCUGUUGCUGCCCUGGGGAACAAAGUCGUGGAAAGCCUGAGAGCACAGGAUCCUACUGAAGUUUUGACCAUGCUGACCAAUGAAACUGGCUUUGAAAUCAGUUCUUCUGAUGCUACUGUGAAAAUUCUCAUUACAACAGUGCCACCCAAUCUCCGAAAACUGGAUCCAGAACUCCACCUGGAUAUCAAAGUGUUGCAGAGUGCCUUAGCAGCUAUCCGACAUGCCCGCUGGUUUGAGGAAAAUGCUUCUCAGUCCACAGUUAAAGUUCUCAUCAGAUUGCUAAAGGACUUGAGGAUUCGUUUUCCUGGCUUUGAGCCCCUCACACCCUGGAUUCUUGAUCUGCUUGGGCACUAUGCUGUGAUGAACAAUCCCACGAGGCAGCCUUUGGCCCUCAAUGUGGCAUACAGGCGUUGCUUGCAGAUUCUGGCUGCAGGACUGUUUCUGCCAGGUUCAGUGGGUAUCACUGACCCCUGUGAGAGUGGCAACUUCAGGGUACACACAGUCAUGACCCUGGAACAGCAGGAUAUGGUCUGCUACACAGCACAGACUCUUGUUCGAAUUCUCUCACAUGGUGGCUUUAGAAAGAUCCUUGGCCAGGAGGGUGAUGCCAGCUAUCUUGCUUCUGAAAUAUCUACCUGGGAUGGAGUGAUAGUGACACCUUCAGAGAGGGCUUAUGAGAAGCCACCUGAGAAGAAGGAAGGAGAGGAAGAGGAGGAGAAUACAGAGGAACCACCUCAAGGGGAGGAAGAAGAAAGCAUGGAGACUCAGGAGUGACCUUCCCUCUUCCUGCCCAAGGGGAAGAUGAGCCUAAGCCAUGGGCUUUUUAAAUGGUGGCAUUUCUGUGGCAUGGGGGGGGCGAUAGCAGAAAGGAAAUGUAAUGAAAAGUAUCAUUCCACUGUUUGGUUUUUUUUUUGAGACAGGGUCUAACUACAUAUCUUUUGCUGGCCUGGAACUUGCUGACUUGCUGUGUAGACCAGGCUGGCCUUGAACUCAGAGAUAUACCCGACUCUGCCUUCUGUGUGCUGGGAUUAAAGGCAUGUGCCACCACCCUCGGCUCAUUCCACUAUUUGGAUAGUGGCUGAGCAGCUAGAAGUCUCCAGUUUCUCACUACCACUUCCACCUAUAAUGACGUGGGAUACCAUACCUUCCUAAUACUUUAAAACCUACCCACUCCCAACCAAUACUUUGUUGAGAUGUUGUGAACAGUCAAGUGUCUGUGAAUUUUUUUUUUCUAAGAAAAAUGAUUAAAGUACUUCCUAGUAGGGC
Molecule: messenger RNA, 1779 nt
Organism: Nannospalax galili (Upper Galilee mountains blind mole rat)
Lineage: Eukaryota; Metazoa; Chordata; Mammalia; Rodentia; Spalacidae
Gene: Ilf2
Product: interleukin enhancer binding factor 2
Exons: 14
Coding region: 115-1287 (390 amino acids)
Source: RefSeq, a predicted model, not a curated record